Molecule: messenger RNA, 2077 nt
Organism: Gymnodraco acuticeps
Lineage: Eukaryota; Metazoa; Chordata; Actinopteri; Perciformes; Bathydraconidae
Exons: 8
Coding region: 146-1477 (443 amino acids)
Molecular function (GO): nucleotide binding
Source: RefSeq, a predicted model, not a curated record
AGCCCCGGAGUCUGUCACUAGGGUCACUAGGGUCUGAGACGUACAUCCGGCUUCUACGUAAUACUGCUAGGCUGCUUCCGGUCUGCGGAGCUGAGAGGAAGAUGGUCCACAAAAGUUUUAGUCAGUUUAAAUCUAUGGAUUAAAUAUGAGUUUGCCACGGAAGGAAAAAAAAGGACAAUUGCAAAGACAAGUGAAGAACUACUCCGAGCACUGCUGUGUCCCACUGUGUACGGCGUCAGCUAAAUGCAACGGCGUCCUAAGUUUUCAUGGCUUUCCGACCGAUCUCGAGCUGCAAAGACAAUGGCUGGUAAACAUACUACGCGAUAACUUCACAAUCUCCUCUCACUCCAAGGUCUGCAGUCGUCACUUCGCCACGGAUCAACUCAUAGAGCGAAAAACCCUUGAUGGCCGUAGGAGGCUUGUGAAAGGUGCUGUACCAACUCUGUUUGAGUGGAAUCACUUUACUGCUCAAACACCGCGGGCUAGUGUUUGGGAGAAAGGGGUCUCCGGGGCUGCAGGGACAUGCUACUCGUCCAACAUGGCAACCAGGUGGGGAAUCUGCAGCACGGGGAGGUUCAGUCAUGACUUCACUGUGGCUCUGAAGACCCUUCCUCAUGAAGACCACCAGGUUGUGGCUGUGGCAGCUCGUGAAUUAGAGGAUGCACAGCAGUUUGCCACAAAGCACAGCAUCUCCCGAGUUUACGGCAGCUAUGAGGAGCUGGCCAGAGAUCCAGACAUAGAUGUUGUGUACAUUGGAGUUUACCACCCCUACCGUCUGAUGCUCUUCACAAAUGCCAAGAAGAACGUGUUGUGUGAGAAGCCGCUGGCCAUGAACACCAAGGAGAUCUUGUCCUCUGCCAAGAGGAAUGAUAUCUUUCUCAUGGAGAUGUACUGUCCAUUCUGUGGGUCCAGCGUGACAGCUCCCCAUGGUGUUUGUGGUGUCUGUGGCAGAGACAUCACGUUUCUAAAGGAUGUGGCUAACAAAGUCCCUGAGGAGAUGCCCACCACUAGUGCACAUCUAAGUGCACAGCCUAGCACCAGUGCAGCAGGAAGCUCAGCUGUAGUGUCCUUAUCUAGUGAAAAGAAACAGAAAAUAGUGAAGAUUUCUGUUGGAGUAAUGAGGAUGAUGGAUGGCUGCCUUAGACCUGUGAGAGGGAGGUUACUUCCUCUUGAUGUUGAACCUCAAUGGUCAUGUCAAGAACUGUUGGCUGCUGCCAUAAAAAAUCAGAAAGCUUUUAAACAGGUCGUGGAAGAUGGUGCCCAUGUUUUGUUGUACCCUGAUGCGAGGGAGAUUACAAAUAUACCCGGAACGGACAUCCCUUUCACAGUGGAGAUGUACAAAAAGACCAGUGGAAAGCCCUACCAACGAAUUGCGUUGUACAUCUGUACUGUUGAAGACUUUGAAAACAGUUGUUACACUGGAACAACUUCAAGUGAAGAGGACGGUGUGGUUCGUGUAAAUUUGCCGUUGCAAUAGAGAGCACUCCAAGAAUGGACAACAGUUUGCCAGGAAAAACGAACAGGACUCCUCAGAGACAUCCUGAUGUUCUCAACAGGAUUAAACACCCUGCCACGGUCUGGAAUUCAGCCGAGACCCAAAUAGAUUUUUCAGCGAACAUCUCGCUUUCCAAUCGGCAGAACCUGCUCGAACACAAUUGAAAUACCGAUGUCAAGCACCUACGAACAGUUUGAAAGCAACAUGGACUUUGGAAUCGAAAAUUCGCUUGGUUUUGGACUUUAUUGAAAGCUGGGCUUACAAUUGACAAAUUAGCCAUGUUCUUCAUGUUUAUAUGGUUCGCAACACAGGACUCCCAGGUCAAGGGUUGCAUUAGACCACUCGUUCUUUGAAGGUUCUCAAAUUGUUCCUGGAAGUGGUCGUCUCCACAUGGACUGUUGGUCGAGUCCAGAACAAACUGGCCCAAGUCGUCUUGUGGGACUGGGAACCCACGGUCAGUUCCACCGUACCUGAAUGUGAAAUAUGCACACAGUUUAUUAUUCACAUGUACAAAAUUGUUCUUAAAAUAUUGUUUUGUUGUUGAACUUGUUUGAAAAUAAAAAAAGUUACUGUCACAUAAAA